GGGAAUUAAUGAACACAGCAGUCCUAACAGGUCGACAAGUAGCACAAGCUAUGAAAGUCUUUAUCGUGUCUCAAGCUGGAAAAGUAGCUGAUGUAACAUUACAAAGUUCAUGUUUUGCGGAAGAUGAAAGUGUUAUAAAGGUUUCUUCAUCGUGCAGCUCUGUAUAUGUGGAUGGUUCUGAGAUUAGAGGUUCCUCAAAUGCAUCGGUUAUUGUUAAAUAUGGCACAUAUAUUGGUUUGGCGAAAUUUAUUGUUUGGAUGCCAGAGUUUCCACUUGAAGUUUAUGUAGAAGAUAUUAGACUUUCCCAAAUAAAAGGUUGGAAAGUAAUAGAUGACAGUCAUUAUGCGUAAGUGUUUUUAAAGCAUCUAAAAAUAGUUAUUUUGAAGCUUAUUUUUAAAAAAUCUUAAAAUUUGAAUCGUCACUUUUGUACUUAUAGCAUAUUUGCCAAAUAGCUCAUACUC
Messenger RNA from Teleopsis dalmanni, 461 nucleotides. Its product is annotated as transmembrane protein 132E-like. NCBI's taxonomy places the organism in Eukaryota, Metazoa, Arthropoda, Insecta, Diptera, Diopsidae. The transcript has 2 exons. Bases 9 to 350 code for a protein of 113 amino acids. The record is from RefSeq and is a predicted model, not a curated record.